AUACAGGAUAAUUUGUUUAAAACUACAUUUUUUUUAUUUUUAUAAUACAUUUUCAAUAUGCUGCCCUCUAUUUCUAAUGCACACACGUGCUCUUUUUAUGACAGCUGAUUUUACUACCGCCGAAUUCCUAAGAGGGGCUUGAAUUUCUUGUGCUGCAUGUAUUAUCCUGUGUCUGAGGUCUUCUAUUGUGGGUACAGGAUUUUGAUCAGAGUAUACUCAAGUUUUCAUGCGACCCCACACAAAAAAGUUCAUAGGUGUGAGAUCGGGACUGCAUGCCGGCCAUGGGAUUGGUCUGCCUCUACCGAUCCAUCGAUUCGGAAACUGAUCAUUUAACCAAUUUCUUACACUUAUGGUACCCAUUCACAUACAGUUCGUCUGCAGUUCUGGAACUGGACAACCUGAACUGAAGAUUCAAACUUUCUCAGACCAUACACUAUUCAGUUAUUUGAAACUACGCGGCCUGCAGUUUUGAGACUGACAGGUUCUGAACUGCAGGAAAACUGUGCCUUCUCCACUCACAUAAACAUUUUGUCAGUUCUGAUCGGCCGAGAGAACAACAAUGGUGUUAAUUAAGAUGUUAAGAAAAAAAAAGCUCGCAGCACUUGUUGUACUAUUAUUAUUACAAGAGCCAAUAACAAGGGCAAAAAAACGUUUUUGGGUAAAAGAUUGGUUGUUGCAACGUGAUACAUUAUCUCAUAUGGCAUUAGUGCGAAAGUUGAGAACCAGUGCCACAAAUGACCUUAAUAACUAUCUCAGAAUGGAUAUGUGCUUUAAUGAGGAUUUAAAAUUCUCUGCAGUUAUUUCACCUCAAGCUCUUGGAAGAAUAAUACCAGACACUUGUCAAUGCAUUUAUAAGGUCUUAAAGAAAAAAUAUUUGAAGUUUCCUGAUACAGUUGAAGAAUGGCAGAAAAUUGCACGAGAUUAUAACAGUCGAUGGAAUUUUCCUAAUUGGGGAGUCGCCAUCGAUGGUAAACAUAUCAAAAUAGUCAAGCCCGUCAACAGUGGAUCGUACUACUUUAAUUAUAAAGAAUAUUUCAGUACUGUGUUAAUGGCUAUCGUGGAUGCGAAUUACGAAUUUAUUUAUGUAAAUGUUGGAUGCAAUGGAAGAAUAUCGGAUGGAGCGGUCAUUGAGACCACAAAAUUAUAUGACAAGUUGUUGGAAAAAGCACUUAAAUUGCCCUCCAAUGAGACAACUAUUAACAAAAUGAAUUUUGUUUUUGUAGCAGAUGAUGCUUUUGCCUUAAACGAAAAUAUUUUGAAACCAUUUCCAGAUAGAAACCUAAGUAAAGAACAAAGAAUAUUCAAUUAUCGCCUUAGUCGAGCUCGUCGCACAGUAGAAAAUGCUUUUGGAAUUCUAUCCAAUAGAUUCAGAGUGUUCCAAACAGCAAUCCAUAUGAAGCCAGAAAAAGUUGACAAAACCGUAUUAGCGGCAGUGGUGUUGCACAACUUUCUGAGACGACAUACAAACAACUACAUUCCUAAAAAUUACGUUGAUUUCGAAGUCUUAGAUACUGGUGACGUAGUAAAAGGCGAUUGGCGCAAUGGAAUGAUGCUCGAUAGCGUGCAGCCCAUUCUAAAUCGACAUUCAUCCCACGAAGCUAAAGAAAACCGAAAGAUGUAUAAAAAUUAUUUUUCAGGUUUCGGAACUGUUCCCUGGCAAGAAAAUUUCUCAUAAAAUUAAUUGUAUGUAAAAAUAAAGUGAUAUGUUGCUCAUGCGCCUAAACUGUUUAUUUCUUCCUCUUAUUAUACCUAUGAGAAAUGCCAAUAUCCAUUUGUAAAUA
This is a messenger RNA of Acanthoscelides obtectus, 1781 nucleotides long. Lineage: Eukaryota; Metazoa; Arthropoda; Insecta; Coleoptera; Chrysomelidae. The record is from the annotation of a GenBank genome assembly.